Molecule: messenger RNA, 1134 nt
Organism: Pyrenophora tritici-repentis Pt-1C-BFP
Lineage: Eukaryota; Fungi; Ascomycota; Dothideomycetes; Pleosporales; Pleosporaceae
Source: RefSeq, a predicted model, not a curated record
AUGCCUCACAUUUACAGGCGCGACACCGCGGGCGCGCAGCUAAGCACCACGGCCAUUAUCGCAAUUGUCAGCAGUGUCGGUGCAAUCCUGUUGUGCGUUCUAGCCUUGCUGGUAUUCCGACUCGUCCAUGCCAGGAAGAUACACAAGAGGCUACUUGCGGAUUUGGAGCAAAGGGGUGUCAUGAUCACACAGGUCCAUAAUGAAGCAAGGCAAGAAACGGUAUCGAGACCGCGCGCUGUUUUGAGACGGAACACUUUUCUACCAUUCAAUAGAGCAUCGGGAUGGGGCGCUUUGACAUCCGUGGAGACAUUUCGAUCGACAGAUUCAAACACCGUCCCUGCGCAUUAUGUGCCAGCUCCGCCCACUGAUAGGGUGAAGAGGAACAACCGCCUCUUAUGGCCAUUCUCGGCCCGUCGACUAUCUGGACACGGGGUUCAGAUGAGAAAGAUAAAGGUCUCCAGGCUCUCCACAGUGAUAGAAGACCCAAAGCUCUCGCCCUUGAAGCCAAUACUGAACAGUUUCUCAUUUGGAUAUGCCUUCCGCAACCAAAACCAAUACUCCAAUAUAAAUGCUUUAGAUGAUCAACUGGCUGGCCGAUCUCUUGAAAGCUUGGAUGGUAGCAUGCGUCUCUUACGAGCACGGUCUGUGGCCGGAGUACCAUCCGCUUCAUCUUCACGCCCUCAGCUGCGAGCGAGAUCUGCCAGUCUUUGCAGCCAGCUGUCGGGAAAAGCCCCGGAUAUGAUUCUUCCUCCUCUUGCAUUGGAUAUCGCUCGUAUCAAGAGCGAGGCCAAACGACGUAGCCAACUCAAGCAUGCGCCCUCCCAACUCUCAAUCUCAAGCUUCGGGUCUGCUGAUACUUCGACACUUGCUACACGCUUGAGUCCCAUCGUGUCCCAGUCGACCAAGUUUAGCGGGCAAAAUAUUACAAAGCCUAAUGCGAAAGGGUCUUCUCUCGCUGGGGGAAGAUCGUUCCGAGAUACGCUGGAUCUUCGUAGCAAGCCUAGUCAAGCCAGGUUCUCGCUUGGCACUACAGAGUCUCCCGAAGUACAGAAGGAACACAAUCCUACCGACGGAAAUGUUAUAUCAAGCCCAGAGUUUUCUGUCGCAGCCAUGAGAGCGCAAGCCUCGCUUUGA